UAAGUUUAAUCACGUAUAUCUCACAAAAAGGUGUUUAUGUAAUUAAGAAUAUUGAUGAAAUAAUGUUGAAUUGUGAUGAUCUUAUUUAGUUGUUCAAGUAACAGUUUUUACAGAAUAGCAAUAAAAUGCAUAAAUUUGUAAUUAAACGAACAUUAAUCACAAAUCAACUGCUAAAAAAGACAAGUAACGAACUAGCCAGUGAUAUUAAAAGUAACACGAAAUCGACACCAAAAAAACAAAAUAAAUAUUCCGAAACUAUUUUACUUCCACGAUCUCAAUUUCGUGCGCAACUUAAUGGAAAAGAACGAAUGGAGAAAGAUAAAUAUUUAAGUGAAAAGUGUGGUUUUUCUGAAUUGUAUGAAUGGCAAAAGAAAAAUCUCUCAGGUCCAGAUUUUAUUUUACACGAUGGACCUCCUUAUGCAAAUGGAAUCCCUCAUAUAGGGCAUGCUAUCAACAAGAUUCUUAAGGAUAUAACAUUAAGAUAUAAGAUUAUAAAUGGAAAUCGAGUACAUUAUGUUCCAGGCUGGGAUUGCCAUGGAUUACCAAUUGAAUUAAAGGUUAUUCGUAACAAUUCACAGGAUCCAUUAGAAAUUAGGAAAAAAGCCCGCAAAUGUGCAGAAGAAGCCAUUGUUAAACAGAAACAAGCCUUCCAAUCAUGGGGUGUGACAGCUAAUUGGAAUGAAUCUGGAUGUUAUUUUACCAAUAACUCAUUAUAUAUGAAACAUCAACUUCAUCAGUUUAUAAAAUUGUAUGAAAAGGGUAUUAUAUUUAGAGAUUUUAUGCCAGUUUAUUGGUCUCCUUCUUCAAGAACAGCAUUAGCUGAGUCUGAAUUAGAGUACAAUCAGCAACAUCAGAGUAUAGCUGUAAUUAUUCGUCUGCAUAUGAAUAAUAUUCCAAACCUGAAUUUAUUCAAAAAUCAUCUUGUGUAUGCAUUAAUAUGGACCACUACACCGUGGUCUUUAGUGGCCAACCAAGCUGUAACUUUCUCUGCAGAUGCUGCUUAUUGUAUUGUUAAAGAUAAUAAAGGAAACUUAAAUAUUAUAGCGGAAGAUUUAUUAAAAGAUACUGAGUUAAAGAUUGGUCCAUUGGAACCAAUAGCUUGUUUCAAAGGUAGAGAAUUGGAGGGUAGCACAUACUUUCAUCCUUUCAAAAAAGAAAAGUGCCCUUUUUUUGCUGCAAGUCAUGUCACAACAAAUCGUGGAACAGGAUUAGUUCAUACUGCUCCCGCUCAUGGUCAAGAAGAUUUUUUGGUCGCAUUACAAAACAAAAUUCAUAUUUUAUCCAUGGUAGAUGCUGAAGGUCGGUACACUGAAACAGCUGGUCCAGUAUUUCAUGGAUUAAAAGUAUUAACAGAGGGAGUUGACAAAGUGAUGAAUCUUCUUGCUGAAGAUAUAUUGCAUGUGGAAACAUUAAUACACAGCUAUCCAUAUGAUUGGCGAACAAAACAACCAGUAAUUCUUCGUGCUAGUAACCAAUGGUUUAUUAAUAUUGAUUGCAUCAGGGAAGAAAUUAUUGGCACUAUUGCGAAUGUGAAUAUAUAUCCUAAAUGUAACCGUACAUCUUUUUUAAAAACUUUAUUUGCUGGAAUAAAGACACGACCAUAUUGGUGUAUUUCACGGCAACGUUGUUGGGGAACACCUAUACCUGUACUAUACAGUAAAACAACAGGCAAAGCAUUUACAAAUAAAGAAUUAGUUGAACGUCUAUGCAACUCGAUAGAUCGAUAUGGUCCUGAUUGCUGGUGGGAAUACUCAGCAGAAGAGUUAAUGGGAUUAGACGUAAUUGAAAAAUUUAAUAUUACAGCAGAUGAUGUAGAAAAGAGAAAUGAUAUCAUGGACAUUUGGUUUGAUAGUGGUAUUUCAUGGUCAAUGGUUUUACCAAAUGGAAAAGCAGACCUUUGUUUAGAAGGAUAUGAUCAAUUCAGUGGUUGGUUCCAAACAUCUCUAAUAACAUCUGUAGCUUUACAGAAAUGUUCACCUUACAGUGCUUUAUUUGUUCAUGGAUUUGCAGUUGAUGAAAAUUGCUUAAAAAUGUCAAAAUCAGUAGGAAAUGUAAUAAAUCCAGAAGAACUUUUAUUAGGUGGAUCUGAUUUAAAAAAGAGUCCAAUUUAUGGUGUUGACAUUUUAAGGUGGUGGGUAGCUAGUCAUGGUUCCCAACAAGCACAAGUGCCAGUUUCAAAAAGUUUAUUUGAUGGAUGUAAAGAUUGUAUUCAUAAACUUCGUUUAAUACUGCGUUUUCUUCUUGGGGCUUUAUAUCCUUAUCACCAGGAAAUAAGUUGCAAAUCCAAAUAUCGGAUUGCUGAUAAAUAUAUGUUGUAUUUAUUAUAUUGCUAUAAUAAACAAAUGCAAGAACAUUACGACAACUAUGAAUAUCAUCAUGCUGCUAAAACGAUUAUGCACUUUAUAACAAAUGAUGUAUCAGCUUUUUAUUGCACUUUAAUUAAAGAUAGACUUUAUUGCGAUGAAAUAAUGUCUCCGACGCGCAUUGCGGUCGUGCAAGUUAUAAAAGAAAUCUUCAACGUCUUUAUAAGGUCCAUCGCUCCAAUUCUUCCCCACUUAGCAGAAGAAGCAUGGCUAUAUUAUCCCGAAAAACGCACAUCGCUACCAUUACACUGUACGCAAUACAAAGUAUCAGAGUCGUGGAACGAUCCGACAAUGGAACAGCACAUAGAUGUGGCGCUUCAAUUGCGGAAGAUUGUUUUAAAAAUUGUCAACACGACUACAUGGAAACUAUACGGUAUCAUAGAAGCUACGGAAAAAGAUUUUGUUUCGCUUUCUUUUCUUCAUGAUGGACAAUCAUCAACAUCUGAAUUAUGCGAAAUAUUACAACUUUCUUCGAUAAAAUUAGUUAAAAACCAUGUGAUAAGUAAAACAGGAAUCCAAGUAUAUGAUAUUCAGAGGACAUUAUGCGAGCGAUGUAGGAGGUAUCCUGAAACUCGGGAAGAUGGUUUAUGUUCACGUUGUAUUGAUGUACUUGCUAAAAAUAGCUCAAUGAAUACGACUGUUUAACAAUUGUAAUACUUAAUUGAAAAUGCUGCUUUAGCGUGU
Molecule: messenger RNA, 3047 nt
Organism: Eufriesea mexicana
Lineage: Eukaryota; Metazoa; Arthropoda; Insecta; Hymenoptera; Apidae
Gene: IleRS-m
Product: Isoleucyl-tRNA synthetase, mitochondrial
Exons: 15
Coding region: 126-3008 (960 amino acids)
Biological process (GO): mitochondrial translation; isoleucyl-tRNA aminoacylation
Cellular component (GO): mitochondrion
Molecular function (GO): tRNA binding; aminoacyl-tRNA deacylase activity; ATP binding
Source: RefSeq, a predicted model, not a curated record